Messenger RNA from Saimiri boliviensis boliviensis (Bolivian squirrel monkey), 192 nucleotides. NCBI's taxonomy places the organism in Eukaryota, Metazoa, Chordata, Mammalia, Primates, Cebidae. The record is from RefSeq and is a predicted model, not a curated record.
AUGUUGGGCCAGAGCAUCUGGAGGUUCACAAUCUCUGCGAUCUGUAGGUGCCACUAUGAGGAGGCUCCUGGGAAGAAUUUGCCAUUUUCAGUGGAAAACAAGUGGCGUUUACUAGCCAUGAUGUGUUUGUACUUUGGAUCCGGAUUUGCUGCACCCUUUUUUAUAGUAAGACACCAACUGCUUAAAAAAUAA